Messenger RNA from Caenorhabditis elegans, 1027 nucleotides. RefSeq names its product Serpentine receptor class gamma (gene srg-65). Gene Ontology annotation, molecular function: transmembrane signaling receptor activity. NCBI's taxonomy places the organism in Eukaryota, Metazoa, Nematoda, Chromadorea, Rhabditida, Rhabditidae. The record is from RefSeq and is marked reviewed. The transcript has 5 exons. Bases 1 to 951 code for a protein of 316 amino acids. Gene Ontology annotation, biological process: sensory perception of chemical stimulus. Gene Ontology annotation, cellular component: membrane.
AUGUCUGUUAACAGAACGAUUUCUUUAGAAAAUGGCAAGUUUGAUCUAUCUGACACAAUAGUCAACAUUGUCGAAUUAUUCUGUGGUAUUCCGUCUUUAGUUAUGAUGAUAUGUUUCCUAUUUUUAAUGGGAUUCUCUAAAGUUUACAAAAAUGCGUUUUACAAACUGGUGCAGAUGGAUUUAUUAAUUAACCUUUUGGUCUACACAAACACCUUGCUGUCGCUCCGACUGGAACUUCUCCCGUUCUGUAUUUUCAUUCUGAAAUUCAUCGAAAAAUCUGUGCCGGGUUUUUUGACAUGGACCAAAUAUUUUGCCUGGUGGUUUCUCCACAUUCAAUUUUUAUCGGCAGCUUCGUUGACUGUUCACAGAAUUUCUGCAAUUUAUUGGCCAUAUAAAUAUGAUAAGUUCUGGUCAAAAUACUACCUUCAUUGUGGUCUAGCAUUUGCAUUAUACAGUUUCCUUCCAACAUUUUUCUGGCUCGACUUUGCCAUCAAAGUGGAAAUUCAAAAUGAAACACUUGUAACGAUUGUAUACCCUGAAGUUCUUGCAAAAGCCAAUAACGUCACCGCAAUAUUCACUGUAUUAUAUUUUAUCAUUUUCAUUGCUUUGGGAGUCAUGGCAUCUGCAUACUUCAGUAAACAGCAACAAAUUCUCUCCACUAUGCAUGAGACAGUUUCCAAAAAGCUUACAAGAAUUGCUAUAACCUAUUGCAUUGUUUUUACUGGAGUUUUGUCAUGGACUGUUCUCACUUCAUUAAAUAACUUGUUCCGACUUCUCCCCGACUUCCUAUUAAGAUUCAUUCAGCCUUUGUUGCUGUAUUCUUCUGAUUUGAUGACGCUAUCACUGCCUUAUAUUCUACUCGUUUUUGACAGCAAUGUAAAACGGCAAAUUCUACCAAAAAGGCUUAAAAAGAAAACGACUGUCUCAACUGUAAUGGUUGUUUCCCACUAAAUUCAUGUGCAUAUAAAUUUUCCACUGUUUAUUUUUUAUUUAUCUGAAUAUGGAUUUUACCUCUUAAUUUUAACCU